Messenger RNA from Zophobas morio, 9237 nucleotides. RefSeq lists its product as uncharacterized. The record is from RefSeq and is a predicted model, not a curated record. The transcript is spliced from 5 exons. Gene Ontology annotation, molecular function: protein binding. The coding region runs from base 1534 to 7464 and encodes 1976 amino acids. Lineage: Eukaryota; Metazoa; Arthropoda; Insecta; Coleoptera; Tenebrionidae.
GAUCUUGAUUAUCAGUAAAUACGUGUCAAAAUUUCUUCCACUGCGAAGUAUACAGUUUCCAAUUACAAACACUUAGUCUUGUGGAAAAAAAUGGAGAAAAGUGAGAUAUUUAAAAAACGAGCGGGCACAACUGACGUGGGCAAAGAAUAUGAAACCAUCACUAUAGCCAACAUCGUCUUACAAAUGGUAAGCGAUGAUAAAAUAAACAAUUUCUAUAUAUCGUCAAACGCGGACAAAUUCGGUGCAUUCGAUGAUAUAGUCGUCAAAAUUGAGUCGGAUCAAAAUACCGUUGUAAAAGCCAUGCAGUUAAAGCAUAGCGAUCGAAAAGCAUUGUCCUUGGAUCAGCUAAAACCAGUCAAAGGAGAUUUUAGUUUAAGCAAAUACUUCGAAUCGUUCCAACACCUAAAGAAUGAAGUACAAGAGUUUAUAAUAUUUACCAAUCGUUCAUUUGAUAUUACCGAUAAGACGAAGUUUCAGCUUGACGGAAAAAUAGUUAUUUAUGUUACAAGUGUUGAAAACGGUCCAUUGCAUUACGAACGGGAAUACGGCGCGAGACGCAGUCGAGCGCUGUAUGUAAGUGAGUAAUGCAAUGGAGUUUUCACACGAGUAUCAUACAAUAUUUUUUGCGCUGCCUUUUUGAAAAAAUAACAUUUUUCAAUCGCUAAAAGAAUAAAUAUUACUGAACCGAAAUUAUGUUGGUAUUGAAUUUAUUACCAAAUACGUCAAAUACCAAUCUGUCAAUUUGUCCGGGCUAGCUUUUGAAUUUCAAAGUUGAAAUGGAAAAUCGUGCACGUAUUCAGAAAAUUGCAGAUAAAGCAACUGCAAAUUUGUUGCCUGCAAAAUCCGCAGGUCCAUAUGAAGCAGAAUAUCAAAAAUUCAUCAAGUGGUGCGAAGAAAAUAAAAUACGCGAAUUUUCUGAAACGACGCUCUUGGUUUAUUUCCAAAUUAAGUCGGAAAUUAUGAAAGCCUCCACACUGUGGACAAUAUAUUCAGUUCUGAAAAGUACUCUUUGCAUCAAACAUAACAUAAAUCAUUCGAAAUUUUAUAAAUUAACAGCGUUUUUAAAGCGGCAGAAUGACACAAACCCAAGAAGUCUGAAAUACUUACCAGUGGAAACAUUUUUAUUUACGGCUCCAGAUCAGAGAGAAUCUUGUGAUUAUGAUUCAGCGUGAGGUUGCGAAUAACGUCAAGUUUAAACGGUUUUUUUAAUUAACAAGAACUACUAACAAAUAGUAAUAACAUAAUAGUUGUCAACAACAUAAACCAAACCAUCGAAUAGUGUCAACUGUCAAAUUACUACAAAUCCAAAUUUUGAUCAACAAAUUCCCCUAUUUAAGAUUACAACUUAAAUUGCGCUUUUUUAAAAUUUCGAGCCACUUUUUGUUAUAAUAACUUUAGAUACAUGAUUAUCAAUUAGUAGUAAUUACUUUGUGAUAAUCAAUUUAUUUUUUCAAAGCUUAAAUUCCUCGUUUGUAUUUUGCGGCACUAGAUCCUUUUUCAUUGCCAUUUCGACACGCCACGUGUCAACGUAAAAUGUCAAUUACAACUAUGGCAGCGCAAAAAAACUUUUAUGUUCGACCUGUUAAAGUAUGUCAUUCAUCUGGCAACUUAGAAAUUUCAAAGAACGUAGAUUAUGUUUACAAAUUUGAAAUCGUGGAAGACGCGUGGACUGCACAACAUGUUUCUGAACUUCAAGAAUACAAAGCAUUUUUUACGAAAUUUUUUCUUUACACUAAUCAAGAAAAUUUUGAUGCACUAAGACUAUCAACAAUUGAAAAGUUCAGAACAAUGUAUUCCUCAAGUGAAAAGGUUUUUGACCAAUACUACAAAAUAAUAUCGGAGUGGAAUAUGCGAAAAGGGAAAAAAGAAAAGUUGCAUAAGAAGUGGAUGCAACGUGCUAUCGCUCUGCAGCUUUUGUCACCAUAUAUUGAGCCCUUGUCUUUUGGUCAAGUUAAUGAUAAAAUGAAAAUACUUCGAGAUGCUGUGUCUACAUUCACCAUCACAAUAAUCGAGAAGAAUUUAUGUAAAAAUGCUACACAACUAUGGGGUGAUAUUGUAAAUGAAGAAAUCGAUAUUGGAGAAAUAAACAGAAUUAGGAGAAAUUAUCAACUAUCUAUUGAUAAUAUUCGUAAAAAUGAUGUGGAGAAAUUAGAUCCAAAGUUAUUGACGCAAUUGCUAUGGUUAAUGAAGAAAUGUCCAUUAAUAAUACGUGAAAAUGAAAAUCUUGAAAAAAUCAUCCGUCUUUGUGGAGAUCAAAAGUUCAUCCUGCUUAGUGAUGGAACAAACGAAAAAUGGAUGGAAAGUUAUUCGUUGUUUCGCAAACUAUCAGACCUAAGUUCGAAACGAGGGUUUUAUGAAAAAGUAAUUGAAAAUUUUACAGUCUCCAUUCAAGGAAAGGACGAGCUUAGUCUAUUGACAGCUUUCGGAAAAAAUGAAGAGUUUCCAGAAAAUGUGACAAUGUCCCAUUUAAUGGGCAUGCUAAAUGAACCACACUAUAUAGACGGAGAGAAAGAAAUACUGUCUAAACCUUAUAUCGAACGUCAAUUAUUUAAAAAUAUUAUAGACUUUAAAUAUCUAGAAAGAGUUCAAGAACACACGAUUGUCAUUCUAAAUUGCUCGAAUAACUUUGAGAAAAUAAAACACAAACUUCACAAUUAUAAAUUAGUUAAUAUUGAUAUUGUUUCAAAAGACAAAUUUGAGGACGGUGAAAACAUAAGACAAAAUGUAAUUAGCACAAAAAGUAGUUUUAACGAUAAGUUUGAUAACUCAAAUCUUUUAAAGAAAAUUUACAUAUGUAGUAGUAAAUUUACUGAAUCUAAUAUGCAAAAAAUAUAUACGGAUAAUUCAGAAAUCCACACAUUUCACUAUUUCAAAAUUGCGGAUAAUGGUCACUUAGAAUGGAUUCAAAGCAAAGGGGAUACGAGUGAAUUAGAGAAUUACAAAUUAUCUGACAAAUGUUUUGUGCACGAGAACGUACUGUGGUCUUCUCAACUAGAAAAUAACAUCAAUCUCAUCACUAGUGAUCCCGGAAUGGGUAAAUCGCAGCUAAUGAAAAAUUUCAAAAACAAAUGUCCUCCUAAUUACUGGACAGUUACGAUUUAUCCUAAAGAUGUUCAUUCAUUUUUUAAAUCUUUUAAACUGAAACAACCAUCGAACUACACUAAUUCGUUGGAAGAAUUUAUUAUCCAUGAAAAAUACGGUUCUCUUAAACAAUUGGAAAUAAAUUUUUUCGAAGAGUGUUUAAAACAAAACCGUGUUCUAUACAUUUGGGAUGCACUAGAUGAAAUUGUAAACGAAUAUUUAGAUAGUGUUUUAGAUAUAAUACUUCAACUGUCAAAAAGCGGUUUCGUUCAGUGGAUAACCAGUAGACGACAUCUGCAAACAUUUUUAGAAAAAAAAUUGAACGUACUCUCACAUAGCUUAACACAAUUUAACGAAACAGAGCAACAAGUUUACAUAAAACAACGACUUGACUCUGUCAGUUCUAUAAGUGAAAUUGAACUAACGAUUCAGAAAAUUAAAUCUACAUUUGCAAUUAUUGAACAUGUUGACAUAUUAGGAAUUCCGUUGCAAAUAUUUAUGGUCACGGAACUAUUUCGUCAAAAUAAUGAAAAAUAUUUGCAACGUUUAGACAACACAUUCCUUUUAACUGAUUUAUACCGCAGUUUCAUCGAAGAAAAAUUUAACAUAUUUUACGAAAAUAAAAUUGCUUAUGAUCUUCAGAAUCCUCACCUGAAAAUUAGAAUUGAUAAAGAAAAGGAAACAAUGUUAAAGCACUACGAAAUACUUGCGUUAAAACUAAUAUAUCCCGAGUUUGUACUAAAACAGUUAAAUAUUAGCUAUCAAGAAUCGAUAAAAAAUUUUUCAAAUGAGAACUAUGCCUUCGUUGGUAUCAUAACUGAAAUACAAAAUAACGUUCCACAGUUCCUUCAUGGAUCCUUUGCGGAAUAUUUGGUUGCCAUAUACUUAUCGAAAAAUUUGAAAAAUAUACCGAUUGAUAUAUUUUUUGAUCAAAAGUAUAAUAACGUACGGUUUUUCUUCGAUAUGUUGUUAGCAGAAAAUUCGCCUGCUCAUGUCGCGGUGUUGUACAAAAAUUUUGAUUUGUUUAAAACUUACGAUGAUGAGAUAUUAACACGCAAAGAUAAGGGCGGAAGAAGUGCUUUACAUUUGAUUUGCUCAUGGGGACAAAGGCAUCCGCGUACAAAAAUAAUCCGCGUAAAUAACACAUUCGUUGUUGUAGAGGUUAGCGGUUUUAAUGGUAAACCGGAAACUAAAGAAUUUCUUGAAGCAGUGACAUAUUUACAAAAUAAAAACAAUAAUUCAGAACAUGAUUCUCUAUUAGGUUUAACGCCCUUGUUAUAUACUAGAAAAACUGAAAGUUUGGCGGUCGAAUUAAAAUUACUAUUAAGCGAAAAUACAGAAUAUCUUCAAUCAAUUACUUGUAAUGAUAGAAUAAACAUUUUGUAUUACUCUACCCUACUUGCAUAUGACGACGUCAUUGAAGUGUUUAGUUCUCAAAAAUUAGGUAACAUCAGUCACCAUGAAGCUAAUUUUAUCACAAUAGCUAAUCGUAAAAGUCCUCUCAUCUUGGCAUCUGAGGGUGGACACAAAAAAAUUAUUAAACAUUUAGUGAAAUCAGGAUCCGAAAUAAAUCACGCAAAUAACGAUGGCUUUACACCGCUUUACGUAGCUUCACACAAUGGCCACUUAGAAACUGUCAAGUAUUUAGUGCAAUCCGGAGCCGAAAUAGAUCGUCCCACGAAUACAGGUGCCACACCGCUUGGCGUAGCUUCUCAAAAAGGUAACGAAUUAAUAGUUGAAUUCUUGGUGAAAUCAGGCGCCGACAUCAAUUGCGCUGAUAAAAACGGUUGUACCGCGCUUCACGAUGCUUUAUUUGACGGCUUUGACAAAAUUGUGGAAUGCUUAGUGAAAUCAGGAGCUAAAGUAAAUCGCGCAGAUAAUGAUGGCUUUACACCACUUUACGUAGCUUCACAAAAUGGCCGCUUAGAAACUGUCAAGUAUUUAGUGCAAUCCGGAGCCGAAAUAGAUCGUCCCAUGAAUACAGGUGCUACACCACUUUUCAUAGCUUCUGAAAAAGGUCACGAAUUAAUAGUUGAAUUCUUGGUGAAAUCAGGCGCUGACAUCAAUUGCGCUGAUAAAAUCGGUUUUACCGCGCUUCACAACGCUUCCUUUAGCGGUCACGAAAAAAUUGUGGAAUACUUAGUGAAAUCAGGAGCUAAAAUAAAUCGCGCAAAUAAUGAUGGCUUUACACCGCUUCACAUAGCUUCAUACAAUGACCACCUAGAAACUGUCAAGUAUUUAGUGCAAUCCGGAGCCGAAAUAGACCGUUCCAUGAAUGAAGGGGUCACACCGCUUCACAUAGCUUCUGAAAUAGGUCACGAAUUAAUAGUUGAAUUCUUGGUGAAAUCAGGUGCCGACAUCAAUUGCGCUAAUAAAAACGGUUUUACAGCGCUUCGCAACGCUUCCUUUAACGGCCACGAAAAAAUUGUGGAAUACUUAGUGAAAUCAGGAGCUAAAAUAAACCGGGCAGAUAAUGAUGGAUUUACACCGCUUUACUUAGCUUCACAAAAUGGCCACUUAGAAACUGUCAAGUAUUUAGUGCAAUCCGGACCCGAAAUAGACCGUUCCAUGAAUGAAGGGGUCACACCGCUUCACAUAGCUUCUGAAAGAAGUCACGAAUUCAUAGUUGAAUUUUUGGUGAAAUCAGGCGCCAACAUCAAUCGCGCUGAUAAAAACGGUUUUACCGCGCUUCACAACGCUUCCUUUAACGGCCACGAAAAAAUUGUGGAAUACUUAGUGAAAUCAGGAGCUAAAAUAAAUCGCGCAGAUAAUGAUGGCUUUACACCGCUUUACGUAGCUUCACAAAAUGGCCAUUUAGAAACGGUCAAGUAUUUAGUGCAAUCCGGAGCCGAAAUAGAUCGUCCCACGAAUACAGGUGCCACAUCGCUUGGCGUAGUUUCUCAAAAUGGUCACGAAUUAAUAGUUGAAUUCUUGGUGAAAUCAGGCGCCGACAUCAAUUGCGCUGAUAAAAACGGUUUUACCGCACUUCGCACCGCUUCCUUUAAUGGCCACGAAAAAAUUGUGGAAUACUUAGUGAAAUCAGGAGCUAAAAUAAAUCGCGCAGAUAAUGAUGGCUUUACACCACUUUACUUAGCUUCACACAAUGGCCACUUAGAAACUGUCAAGUAUUUAGUGCAAUCCGGAGCCGAAAUAGAUCGUCCCACGAAUACAGGUGCCACACCGCUUGGCGUAGCUUCUCAAAAAGGUAACGAAUUAAUAGUUGAAUUCUUGGUGAAAUCAGGCGCCGACAUCAAUUGCGCUAAAAAAAAUGGUUUUACCGCGCUUUGCCACGCUUCCUUUAACGGCCACGAAAAAAUUGUGGAAUACUUGGUGAAAUCAGGAGCAAAAAUAAAUCUCGCAGAUAAUGAUGGCUUUACACCACUUUACUUAGCUUCACACAAUGGCCACUUAGAAACUGUCAAGUAUUUAGUGAAAUUCGGAGCCGAAAUAGAUCGUGCCACGAAUACAGGUACCACACCACUUAGCGUAGCUUCUGAAAAUGGUCACGAAUUCAUAGUUGAAUUUUUGGUGAAAUCAGGCGCCGACAUCAAUUGCGCUGAUAAAAACGGUUUUACCGCACUUCGCAACGUUUCCUUUAACGGCCACGAAAAAAUUGUGGAAUAUUUAGUGAAAUCAGGAGCCAAAAUAAAUCGGGCAGAUAAUGAUGGCUUUACACCGCUUUACUUAGCUUCACAAAAUGGCCACUUAGAAACUGUCAAGUAUUUAGUGCAAUCCGGAGCCGAAAUAGAUCGUCGCAUGAAUAUAGGUGCUACACCACUUUACAUAGCCUCUGCAAAAGGUCACGAAUUAGUAGUUGAAUUGUUGGUGAAAUCAGGCGCCGACAUCAAUUCCGCUGAUAAAAACUGUUUUACAUCGCUUCGCAACGCUUCUCUUAACGGCCACGAAAAAAUUGUGGAAUACUUGGUGAAAUCAGGAGCUAAAAUAAAUCGCGCAGAUAAUGAUGGCUUUACACCGCUUUACGUAGCUUCACAAAAUGGCCACUUAGGAACUGUCAAGUAUUUAGUGCAAUCCGGAGCCGAAAUAAAUCGUCCCACGAAUACAGGUACCACACCACUUAGCGUAGCUUCUGAAAAUGGUCACGAAUUAAUCGUUGAAUUCUUGGUGAAAUCAGACGCCGACAUCAAUCGCGCUGAUAAAAACGGUUUUACUGCGCUUCGCCUCGCUUGUUUUAACGGCCACGACAAAAUUGUGGAACGUUUAGUGAAAUCAGGGGCUGAAAUAAAUCGCCCAGAUAAUGACGGCUUAACACCGCUUGACGUUGCGUCUCAAAAACGCCACGAAAUAAUUGCUGAAUUCUUAGUGAAAUCAGGCUCUGAAAUAAAUCCAGCUAAAAACAAUAUCUGGCCACAGGAAAAAGAUUAAAUUUUUGGUGAAAGGGGGAAAUACAGUUGUUUAAAAAAGGGGAUUCCAGAUGUGAUAUUUUAUAGCUCAUACUUAAUGAAAAAAAUGUCCUAAUACAAAUUGUUGUGGGUUCUUUUAUGAAAAUAAUAUAUCGGCAGCUUCACGAAUGUUUAUUAAUGUGAACGAAGACAGUACAGAAUUGGUAUCCUCUAAAAGAUGAUAUGCGCUUAUAUAUACUUGGAUGGUUUGGUGAUAAUGAAAGAUGACCAAUGAGGGGUGGAUGAUAACAGGAUGAUUCUUAAAACUAAUGGGUUGACAUUACACCUCUAUCCCUAAAAAAGGAUUCAACUUAAGAAGUUGAAAAGUUGAAUCUUACAGUUAUGAUUACAUAUUAUUUUUAUUAUGUAGGUGUUAUUGUAAUAAUUUUUUUUUUUUUUUUUUAAACGACCGCAUUCGUCCUCCUCUGCGCAACGCGUGCGGAUCGUCGAGGUGCGAAAAUGUUGCCGUGUUCGGCCGGUGGUACGUUUUCGGCCGGUGGUGCGUCUUCCAGAACAUCCUGAGAUGUAGAUGCCAUGUAGUGUGCUUCUGCCUCCUCCUCUGGACUUGAUGUCUCUAGCGGGGCCAAUGCUAGAAAUUGCCUCGGCCUUGUGGGGGGCGGCAAGCGUCUUCUUCUUCGCACGACACGAUGUACUAGAAUGAGUACACCAACGAAGAUUACGGUAGAAGCAACGACAUAGCCAAUGAUAGAAGUAUGUCUUAGGGUCGUCGCGUGUCUCUGGGCUUCCUCUUCCUUGAGGACUUCCAUUUCUAGGUGGUCGAGGUUAUGGUUGGCAGCACCUAUAUCUUGGAUAAAGUUGUCAUAUGCCUUCAUCCCAAUAGACGGAUGUCGUAGCUUUGUCGAAUUCAAUUUUUUCAGCAGUAUUUGGCUACAACAAAUCGUUGAGAAGUUUAAUGUGGGUACAAGUGAAGCUGGACUCGUCUGGUUCUGGAUGCUGGCUUGUGUAUUGAGAGUACCGGACUUUGCGUACCCCCUGCAGUUAUUCGCAAUUGUUAUACUCCCUGUACCAUUAAUUUUCACGUCAAAUGGCGUCAUAUGUAUACAUGAGAUGAUAACUGUGUCCACCAUCGACGUCACAAAGGCCCAAGAGUUGAAUUAACAUUUCAUCACCACUAAAUGCAGAUGUUCAGAAUAAAGUAAUUUUCUACAGAUUCUACCAGAAAAUUGAAUUUUUCAUCACAGCUUUGGCAUCAAACAAAGUAUACAGUCAAGAACAAUGACGUAUUUCGUUCUCAAAACAACGAACGGGGCGAGAUUCUAAAACUCAACAUACCCUUUAUAUUGGAAAUAUAGUGUGAAAACUCUCAAGAACGGACCUUAUCCUAAGCGAUCAUGAAGUCCAGAGUGGAGAUAACAUAAGAGACUUAAUUCUGUCACCGAAGAAUAAAAGGGGUGUUAAGCAUCGUUGCAGUUUCACCGGCAUAAGCUCAACUGUGGUGAUUAUUCUUUAAACAAGAACAAUUCGUAAAGCGGGAAUUUAUGUGAGAAAAGUCAAACUCUUACCAAAUAAAGAAGAUCAUGUUUUCGUGGAGCUCCUGACUAUCAUCUAACCAGACGGAGAAUUCAUGAAAAUUACAUUCUGAAGCGAAAACUGGCAAGCAUCUAUCGACAGUUACUUUCAUAAUUCAAGUUUCAAAAAGUGGCUUAUUGUCAUAUGCAUACAUAUAACUAAGAAUUACUUCUAACUAAUUUGUUUUAUUUACAUAAUAUAAAUAUAUUUUUGCAAACUCAUUAAA